Molecule: messenger RNA, 540 nt
Organism: Leptopilina boulardi
Lineage: Eukaryota; Metazoa; Arthropoda; Insecta; Hymenoptera; Figitidae
Gene: ox
Product: cytochrome b-c1 complex subunit 9
Exons: 3
Coding region: 168-344 (58 amino acids)
Biological process (GO): mitochondrial electron transport, ubiquinol to cytochrome c
Source: RefSeq, a predicted model, not a curated record
UCUCUCUCUCUCAUUAUUCAACGCCCAAAAAAAACAAUGCAACGUUCGAAAAAGGAGACAAGUCAUGUAAACACUGCCUAAAAUAUGAUGCUUUCGGCCUCCAUGUGAUAUCAAUCUUAGACGUCUGCUUUUGGAUUUUGGAAGGAGUUACAUAAGCUGAAGAUAAAAUGUCUGCCGUCAAUUUUAUUUACAAGGCUGUUUUUAAACGUACUUCCACCUUUGUAUUCUCCAUUGUCGUUGCCAGCUUCCUUUUCGAACGAACAAUAGAUGCUACAACUGAUGCUAUUUUCGAAUCAAGAAACAGAGGGAAACUGUGGAAGGACAUCAAGCAUAAAUAUGAGUAGUAAACGAUUCAAGAAAAAAAAUGUAAUUAUUAUUAUGUCAUAAAAUAGUCAAUAUUAUAUUUACUUUUCUUGAAAUCCAAAGAAUUAAUGAUUUAUAUAAAAACUAAAUAAAACUUUAUGUUAAGAUAUUUUUAAUGUAGAAAAGUGUUUAUUAUAUUAACACAUUAUAAUUAAUAAAUUCUAUUGGUUCACUCUA